Messenger RNA from Magallana angulata, 741 nucleotides. RefSeq names its product eukaryotic translation initiation factor 3 subunit A-like. NCBI's taxonomy places the organism in Eukaryota, Metazoa, Mollusca, Bivalvia, Ostreida, Ostreidae. The record is from RefSeq and is a predicted model, not a curated record. The coding region runs from base 1 to 741 and encodes 246 amino acids. The transcript is spliced from 2 exons.
AUGCCUCGCAAAGCAAAGAAAUCUGGCACCAAAAAGUCCAUGGAACAGAAACAGAGAAUGCAGGAAAAGAGGCAUCAGGCAAAGAAGAGCGUCAACUCUUUAAAAUGUCCAGAAGAGAACGUCAACUCUAUAAAAGGUCCAGAAGAGAGCGUCAACUCUAUAAAAGGUCCAGAAGAGAGCGUCAACUCUAUAAAGGGUCCAGAAGAGAGCGUCAACUCUAUAAAAGGUCCCAGAGAUAAGAGCGUCAACUCUAUAAAAGGUCCAAAAGAGAGCGUCAACUCUAUAAAAGGUCCCAAAGAUAAGAGCGUCAACUCUAUAAAAGGUCCAGAAGAGAGCGUCAACUCUAUAAAAGGUCAAAAAGAGAGCGUCAACUCUAUAAAAGGUCCCAGAGAUAAGAGCGUCAACUCUAUAAAAGGUCAAAAAGAGAGCGUCAACUCUAUAAAAGGUCCUAAAGAGAGUGUCAACUCUAUAAAAGGUCCCAGAGACAAGAGCGUCAACUCUAUAAAAGGUCCUAAAGAGAGCGUCAACUCUAUAAAAGGUCCAGAAGAGAGCGUCAACUCUAUAAAAGGUCCAGAAGAGAGCGUCAACUCUAUAAAAGGUCCCAGAGAUAAGAGCGUCAACUCUAUAAAAGGUCCAAAAGAGAGCGUCAACUCUAUAAAAGGUCCCAAAGAUAAGAAUGUCAACUCUAUAAAAGGUCCAGAAGAGAGCGUCAACUCUAUAAAAGAUAAGAAGUCGAACUGA